CUCGACACAAGCAUUGGCAUUGGCCUGGAACCCCCCUCGACCGCCUCCUUGAUUGUCCCUUGCUAUCCGCCUGUCAACGGCGAGUCUUGUCUUUUGUCGUCGUCAAGUUCAACCACCCUAAACAACGGCAGAACCAGCACAAGCCAGUCUCGUGACCUCGACGUCUCCCUCUCCUUUCAGUUCUCUGCAUUUUGGCCGGUUGCUUAUUUUUGUCUCCCUGCCUCGCUCAAGCCACGAGGUUGCCUCAUCCCGCCGCAUUGAAAACCCGACCAUCUGUCAGACUGCUAAGCUACCUUGGGCUGCUGCCACUUACCUAGCUAGCUUCGUCCGGCAGUCUCUUCUCCGCUGUCGUUGGUUGUUGGCACUGGGGAAUAUUUACCCCCUUAUUAGAGCCUGAGCCUGAGCCUGGAGCCCCUCUCCGCCACCUUUUUUGCGCCUUAUCGACAAAUCCUCUUCCCUUCUCCCCCCCCUUUCGUCAGUGAAGGAAAACCAACCACCGGCUGGUUUUCGAUUCUUCAUCUACUUCUUCUUCAUCUCCAAACCAAUUCUCCCCUCCCGUAAGAAUCACCAGGCUCGGUGGGUUUGCGAGGACCUCCCAUCCACCCACCCGCCCACCGCAAUCUAUUCUUCCUCGACAACGCACCGGGGGACGCCCCCAAUCCAUCCAACCAUCCGCCUUGACCCUGCGCACCGCACCGCGGCUGCGACCUUGCCUCCUCCUUUGCAGCCUCCCCGCCGUCGAGCAGCAGCAGCAGCAGCAGCAGCAGCAGUAGUAGCAGUAGCAGUGGCAGCAGUAGCAACAAUAGCACUCGACUCGCUGCCUCAAUCCCACGGUCCGCUCGUACAUAGCACGCUGUCAAUUAAACUGCCACUUUGCUAGUUGCCCGCACAGCCCGCGCAGCAUCCCUACCCGCACACGCCGUGGCCCCUCCCGAGUCAGGACGAAACCUUUACAAUGGAGGGCAAUAAUAAUCGUCUCUACCUCAACAUUGGGAACAACAACGACCGUUUGGCUCCCGGCGGCGACCGACAAUUUCCCACCACGCCCUCCACUUUCCCCCAGCCUGUCUUCCCUCACCAAGGCCAGCACCAACAGCAGGCCGGCAUGCAGCAUCAGCAGCAACAGCAACAGCACCAGCACCAGCAACAACAUCCGCCUCAGCAGCAGCAACAGCCCUACGCUACCGGUUACGCCCCCUCUGGUUACUUCAUGCCGAACCAGCAGCAGCAGCAGCAAGGCCAGUACCCUCCUCAGGGUCACGGGGACUACAAUGCUGCCUACCAGCCUCGCUCGAACACGCCCGGCACCAACGAUCCGAACGUCGGCCUCGCUCACCAAUUCUCCCACCAGAACCUAGGCGGCGCUGCACGGGCAUCGCCAUACGGCUCUCGCGGCCCCUCGCCCGGCCAGCGACCUCGCACUGCUGGCGCUUCGGGACAGCCGCCCUCGGGUUAUGGACACUAUGCAACGCCUCCGAUGCCCACCCAGUCCGCAGCGCCCGUCGAGGCUUUCGCCCCGGCCCCUGAGCGCCUCUACGAGAAGUAUGGCCCCAACGCCAACAACAACCAGAAGAAAUGUACCCAAUUGGCGUCCGACUUCUUCAAGGACAGCGUCAAGCGCGCCAGAGAACGCAACCAGAGACAGAGCGAGAUGGAAGCCAAGCUCUCUGAGCCUGGCCAGAGCCAGCAGAGACGCGAGCAGAUCUGGUCUACCGCCGGCCGUAAGGAGGGUCAAUAUCUGCGAUUCCUGCGAACCAAGGACAAGCCCGAGAACUACAACACCAUCAAGAUCAUCGGCAAGGGCGCGUUCGGCGAGGUCAAGUUGGUGCAGAAGAAGAACGACGGCAAGGUCUACGCCAUGAAGUCCCUGAUCAAGACGGAGAUGUUCAAGAAGGACCAGCUCGCCCAUGUCCGUUCCGAGAGAGAUAUCCUGGCCGAGUCUGACAGUCCUUGGGUCGUCAAGCUUUUUACCACUUUCCAGGACUCGUACUUCCUGUACAUGUUGAUGGAGUUCUUGCCCGGUGGUGACUUGAUGACCAUGCUUAUCAAGUACGAGAUCUUCUCCGAGGACAUCACGCGGUUCUACAUUGCAGAAAUCGUUUUGGCGAUCGAAGCCGUCCAUAAGCUGGGCUUCAUCCAUCGUGACAUCAAACCCGACAACAUUCUGCUGGACCGCGGAGGUCAUGUCAAACUGACUGAUUUCGGUCUGUCUACCGGUUUCAACCGUUUACACGACAAUAACUACUACCAGCAGCUGCUGCAAGGCCGUUCCAACAGACCGCGCGACCGUAACUCUGUCGCCAUCGACCAGAUCAACCUCACCGUCAGCAACCGAUCUCAGAUCAACGACUGGCGCCGGUCGAGGAGAUUGAUGGCCUACUCCACUGUUGGAACGCCCGACUACAUCGCCCCGGAGAUCUUUACGGGACACGGCUACACUUUCGACUGCGAUUGGUGGUCACUGGGUACCAUCAUGUUCGAAUGCUUGGUCGGAUGGCCGCCCUUCUGCGCCGAGGACAGCCACGACACGUACCGCAAGAUUGUCAACUGGAGACAGACCCUGUACUUCCCUGACGAUAUCCAGCUUGGUGUGGAGGCCGAGAACCUGAUCAGAAGCUUGAUCUGCAACACCGAGAACCGUCUCGGCCGAGGGGGCGCACACGAAAUCAAGCAGCACUCGUUCUUUAGAGGCGUCGAGUUUGACAGCCUGCGUCGUAUUAGGGCACCUUUCGAGCCCCGUCUGACUUCGGCCAUCGAUACCACCUACUUCCCAACCGACGAGAUUGACCAGACUGACAAUGCGACCAUCCUCAAGGCGCAGGCCGUCCAGAAUGCCCGCCAGGGCGUGCCUGCGGUUGUCGAAGAGUCUCCCGAAAUGAGCCUGCCCUUUAUUGGAUAUACCUUUAAGCGUUUCGACAACAACUUCCGAUAGGCGUCAUAUUCGCAUCACCCUGGCAGCCAGCUCUGCACUGCGUGCGCCCUUCCAUCCGAGGAGCAGCUGCUUGGGCGGGCAAAGCGGGGUGGGGAGGAACGGAGGAGCACAAGGCAAUGUCUCGCUGACCACUGCAUUUUGCUUACUGCCGAUCCAAUACACCAGAUUCUUGUUACCAAGACUUGCAUUUAUCGUUUUUGUUUUCAAUCACUGCAUACAGGGCGUUGAUACGCAUCAAGACACACAAAACUCGCACACAUCAUGUAGAUGGAAGAGGCGGACUGGGGAUGUGCCUCGGAGAGGCCUUCUUUGAGAGGGCCGACGGAUGCCUAGAGCUUUCAUUCUCACGAGAAGUACGGGUAGGAGUUGCCAGGAGACGAAAUGAGGGCGGGCGCCAGAUCUAGUGGUAAUGCCGGAUCUACAGGUCACGGAUGCUGUUGUGAAUUUAGGAGACACGAGGACGACUGGCAACAGUAUCAAGGUGAAGACGAAAUGCAACCGAGACGAUGCAAUUGAAAACAAAACCCUCCGUGCUGACAUUGUAAUUGUAUUUGCGUGCAACUUUCUUUCCCAUGACCCGCGCCAAAACGCCGUGAUAUCUUUCCUAAAGGUGCCUUGUGGCGUGUGUUGGGUGCGACGAUCGUUUAACCGCAUAGCCCGCAGCUCGCGAGCUGAAGCUGGUGAUUGCUGGGACCUGGCCGGGACACUAUGCCCUUCUCCUCGUGCCCGCCGAGUCCCCCGUCAACGUGUUCUUGGCCAUUGCCAUGCGCCAACACCCAUGCAUCCUCAUGAGGUGAAAAUUCAAUUGAAAAUCCGCGAAGCUCGAGUAAUAUCUCCCCCAAUCACGCGGACCUCACCUCCUCGUGCCCGGCGCGGCGACGUACCUCUCCUCACGCUCCGACAUGAACAUGACCUGCAGCCAGUACUCCUUGGCGUCCGGGUCCCAGAAGCUGAACUGCUUGUCGUCGCGCUUGUCAAGCUCGCGGGCGGGGAUCUUGAAGCCGCACGUCUCGUAGGGCUCGGCGGCGACGAGGAGGUACUGGAAGUUCUUGUCGGGCUCCUCGACGCGCUGGGUGAAGGCGUUCAUGACCUGCCACUUGGGCUCGACGUCGGGCGCGAUGUCCGGGUAUUGCAGCUGGAAGAGCAGGCCCUGCUGGCGCGUGACGGGGUCGCGGACCUUUGUGAUCUUGUAGCCGGGGCGGCCGAUCUUGAUGACGUUGCGGCGGAUGCCGGCGCCGCCGAAGCCGGCACCGGAGACGCCCAUGGGCAGGCCCGUGGCCGGGUCGAUGUUCUGCUUCCCCUCCUUCUGCUCGCGGGCGGCACGGCGGGCGAGGUUGGUCUGGUGCUUCUUGCCCUGGGUGUGGGCGAGGUAGGAGCCGUCGUUCUGGUGGACGGUGAGGCAGAGGCGGCACUCGAAGGAGCCGACGUGGUUCUUGAAGAAGUAGGGGUCCUUGUCGAGGUCGAUGGUUUCGAGGGCGAGCUUGCGGAGGCGCUCGCGGCGGUCGGCGUUGGUGGCCGAGAAGGAGGCGACGCCGCCGCCGCCGAACUUGGAGCCGGCGCGGUUCUGGUAGUCCAUCUUUUCGGGCUGGGCUUUUCUUGUCUCGUUGGCUGUUUGUGUUUUUGGGUGGUUGUGUCUGCUAUUGUUCGCCCUGAGUGUUGUUGUUUCUUUUGAGGGGGAGGAGUAGGUGGACCUGUGUUUCGGUGGGUGGAUGGAAGGCUGCUCUUGGAUUGAA
Molecule: messenger RNA, 4665 nt
Organism: Colletotrichum destructivum
Lineage: Eukaryota; Fungi; Ascomycota; Sordariomycetes; Glomerellales; Glomerellaceae
Product: Putative serine/threonine-protein kinase, active
Exons: 6
Coding region: 956-2932 (658 amino acids)
Biological process (GO): peptidyl-serine phosphorylation; intracellular signal transduction
Molecular function (GO): protein serine/threonine kinase activity; ATP binding
Source: RefSeq, a predicted model, not a curated record